This is a messenger RNA of Leptidea sinapis, 3640 nucleotides long. RefSeq names its product symplekin (gene Sym). The transcript is spliced from 13 exons. The coding region runs from base 202 to 3537 and encodes 1111 amino acids. Gene Ontology annotation, cellular component: mRNA cleavage and polyadenylation specificity factor complex. The record is from RefSeq and is a predicted model, not a curated record. Lineage: Eukaryota; Metazoa; Arthropoda; Insecta; Lepidoptera; Pieridae.
AACGAGGGUUAAAUUGUCUGUGGUAGGCACUUGGCAGCAACUCAGCAAGGCUGAAUUCUGAAAUUGUAAACUCUGAAGCGACCAAAUAAUACAAUUGAUUACAUACCUGGCUUGAUUUAAUUGAUUUUACGAUUGCCUUAAUUUAUAAUAUUCUAAUUAUCUUGAUAAAAAAAUAUAAUGAAGUGAUCGUAUACCAAUAAAAUGUCUAACAAGUAUCAACCAACGUCUAAAGCAUUCGCCGAAAAGCAGCUUAUACAAUGGAUCAACGAAGCAGGAAUGUCCGAAGGCAACAAGAAAGCGGGUUUGCUUAGGAAAAUAAUAGAAGUGCUCAUGCAUCAGUUAUCUUCUUUAAUACCAUUGUACAUGGAAAACGUGCUUAAAUUUGUUAAUGAUAAGACCACAGAAGUAAGAAAAAUCGUUGUUGGUUUUAUUGAGCAACUAAGCACAAAGCAUCCCGAGAACAUACCUAAAAUUAUUAGUCAGUUGCAACUCCUAGUUAUUGAUUCUGUUAUUGCUGUCCAAAAGAAAGCGAUACAAGCUGCGAGUGUUGUGUACAAAAAUGCUAUCAUAUGGAUCUGCAAGGAUAAUUCAGAGGAUGCUGUUAAAUUAGUCUGGGAUCAUAUUUCUAAGUUAAAGCUUCUUGUAUUAAAUUUGAUAGACAGUGAGAAUGAAGGGAUCAGGACACAUGCAAUCAAAUUCUUGGAAGAGGUUGUCUUGGUGCAAACUCCAUGUGCUGAAGGUAAUGGUGGCCUUAAUUUAGAUGAUAUACCGUCAUCGUACUCCUUCGUCGACAGGCAAGCUUUAGAAGAAGAGGCUGAGCAUAUAUUCAAAUUGCUACAAAAGUUCCACAAUUCCCAGCACAUAUCUAGUGUUAACCUGAUGACGUGUAUGACUUCAUUGAUAUCAAUUUCGAAACUGCGGCCUAAAUACUUGGUGAGAGUUGUACAGGCCUUGGGAGAUUUGCACACUACAUUGCCACCCACAUUGUCGCAAUCACAAGUUAAUUCCGUACGGAAACAUUUGAAGAUGCAGUUGAUAAAUCUCGUGAGGCAAACGACAUCGAAUGAAAUUAUACCUCAGUUGAUGCAAUUGUUAUCAGACAUUGGCAUGACCCAGCAAGAAAUUAAUAAGGUUGUGCCCAAAGAGAAAAGAAACAAACGCUUCUUUGAAGUUAUAAGUGGAGAAAUACCGGCAAAAAGACUUAGAAUGGAUUCACCGCAAAAUAGCCAGAGCAGUGAUAGCAACAGCAGAACUGAAUUUGAUGAUGAUAGUCAAAGUUCUAAAUCUAGCCAACCAACGGAAGAUUCGUUUUUCGAAGGAUUAAACAAUAUUGAAAAUGUUUUAAAUCUUGUUAUGCAUACUCUUACUAAUCAUCUGCCAAAUGAAAUGCCAAGUAGUUUUCUUACUCUAUACAAGCCUAUACCAAACUCGGGCUCUAUAUUACAAAAGCGCAAUCUAGCGAAAAUGAUUAAUUCCUUAAUCAAAGGUGAACAUGAGCCCAGCCCCACACCAUUAACAGAUUUAGCAGCAAAAAUUCCAUUACUCUCCGAAGAUGAUGAGAAACUAACACUAAAGAAUGCAGUAGCGAAAUUACAAGAAUCAACAAAAGCUGAUAGGCAGGCAGAACCUCUAGAAUCAGCUGUCUCAAAACUAAUGGAGGAAACACGGCAGGACUUUUUAAAAGAGGAAGAAAGAAAGGCUAAAGAGAAAGAGAAGGAACAGGAGAAACUUAUACCGCCACAAACUCCUACUGUGCCGCGGCUAAAACAGAAAGUGAAACUGCUUAAACUACAGGAAAUAACAAGGCCGAUCCCGAAAGAAAUUAAAGAAAGACUUAUGAUUCAGGCCGUUGCUCGUAUAUUACAUGCUGAAAAGGAUGCUGCUAUUGGUGGUGCAGCACAAAUAAGAGCUAAACUCAUAGCUAUAUUUGCAUCAGGUUUUACUGCAGACAUUCGCGAGUUGGUUUUAAAUUACAUUCUUGAAGACCCCGUAAGUAGAAUUGACUUGGGCUUGCAAUGGUUAUACGAAGAGUAUGCCUUCAUGCAGGGUUUCAAUAGGCACCCAAUAACACUACAGCCAAAAGUACACGAGAAAUAUGACAUGAAUUACAGUCAGCUGCUAUGUUCGUUGAUAGUCCAGAUAUGCGAAAGGGGAGAGCCUUUAUUAGAGAAUAGCAAAGAUAUUCUGUUAAGAAGGAUUUAUGCUGAGGCUCCGUUGGUUAGUGAAGAAGCUGUUGAUUACUUGAAACAUUUAAUAUCCGAGGAUAAAAGUGCUGUAUUGGCACUUGACAUUAUAGAAGAGCUGUGUACAUUAAGGCCGCCACGUGCUCACAAAUACGUCGCAGCACUCGUUUGCCACGUCUUACAUCCAAACGUUGAAAUACGCGAAAUAGCACUGAAUUCAUCAUUGAAACUAUACAAAAACGGGUCAGAGGCUGUCAAGAAGGUGAUAGAGAAACACGCGCUACUAUACCUGGGCUUCAUCACGCUGUUAACACCGCCGGCGGAGCUGGUCGAGGGUCGGCACACAGUACGGGUGUGGACAGACGAUAUGUACAAACUAUGUCUGAAUCUGGUCAUGGCCAUAUUCACGGAAAAUGAGGAGGUAUUAAUAGACGUCGCGCGGGUAUACGGUUGUGCGGGCGCGGACGCCAAGCGGUGCGUGCUACGCGUCGUAGAGGCGCCGCUACGAGCCGCCGUAGCCGAUGUCCCGGCCUUCUCGCCUCCUCCGCCCGGCUCAAACCCCCCUCCCCUGCCCUCCAUACCCCGCGCAUUCGCCCCUCUCUUACAGGACUGCCCCCGAGGCGCGGAGACCUUACUGACAAGACUUGUGCAUAUACUCACUGAGAAGAGUCCGCCAACUCCAGAGCUGGUGUCUCGCGUGCGAGAGCUGUAUGCCACGCGUGUGUCCGAUGUCCGCUUCCUGAUUCCCGUCCUCAAUGGUCUUACAAAACGAGAGAUAUUGGCAGCCCUGCCGAAGCUGAUAAAGCUGAACCCGGUUGUCGUGAAGGAGGUAUUUAAUAAACUGCUAGGACUGACGAAUCCUAACAACGAAAAUCUUCCAGUCAGUCCAGAGGACUUGCUGGUGGCUUUGCACCUCAUCGACCCUAACAAGGCGGACCUCAAGUUCAUCAUCAAGGCAACAGCAAUUUGCUUCGCUGAGAAACAGACAUAUACACAAGAUGUUGUGUCCGAAGUACUACAGCGGCUAGCCGAAGAGCCGGAGACGCCAGUACUGAUGAUGCGGAGCGUGUUACAAGCUCUUACGCUAUACCCGGCACUCGGGUCGCUUGCGUUGAACAUCCUGCAGUUGCUUAUUAACAGAGAGGUGUGGACGAACAAGGUGGCUUGGGAAGGGUGGGUGAAAUGUUGCGAGCGGCUCGGGCCUCGUGCUGCGCCCGUCCUCGCCGCGCUCCCGCCGCACGCGCUGCCGUCGCUGCCCCCCCACCUGGCGUGUACCCUGCCCCCUCAGGACCCGUCAGCAUUUCCGCAACCAGUGCCGAAACCCAUUGAACCUUUGCCGCCGGGAAUGGAAUGACCUUUGUCCAACUGUCAUGUUGACACUUGACAGUGACAAGUAUAAGUAAUAUGUGGGAGAAGUAAUUAAUUAUACAAUUAAAUGAUGAAUUGCAAUAAUUAUA